This is a messenger RNA of Aspergillus steynii IBT 23096, 1217 nucleotides long. RefSeq names its product alpha/beta hydrolase. The coding region runs from base 66 to 1007 and encodes 313 amino acids. The record is from RefSeq and is a predicted model, not a curated record. The transcript has a single exon. NCBI's taxonomy places the organism in Eukaryota, Fungi, Ascomycota, Eurotiomycetes, Eurotiales, Aspergillaceae.
CUUUGAAAACACACGCUGGCUUGUUACGAACAACAAACACCUAUCUAUCACACACGACUACAAUCAUGUCGGAGAAUAUCAAGUCUGUCAACAUCCCAAAUAUUACGUGGAAGACUGCCGCCGACAUCCACCUUCCACCCAACUUUGACGAGAAGAAGAAGUACCCCGCCGUCGUCUCUGCUCACCCUAUCGGCUCCUGUAAGGAGCAGACCUCGGGCAACAUAUACGGAAAGGCAAUUGCGGAGGCAGGAUUUGUGGUUGUCGCCUUUGACGCUUCUUUCCAGGGCGCCUCCGGUGGCGAGCCUCGCUUUAUCGAGGACCCUGAGUUCCGCGUCUCGGACUUUCGCUUUGUUGUCGACUACAUCCAGACACUUCCCUAUGUCGACGCCGAACGCAUCGGCGUGCUCGGCAUCUGUGGAGGUGGUGGCUACGCCAUUAAUGCGGCCAUGACGGACUACCGUCUCAAGUGUUGCGUCGGCAUCACGCCCGUGAACUUUGGUCGACUCUCCCGCGAAGCCUUUGGCAAUUUCGACCCUGCUGGCUCAUUGGAGAAGAUGGCUAAACAGCGAACCAUCGAGGCACAGGGUGGCCAACGUCUUGUUAUCAAUCUGCUGCCCCCAUCUGUCGAGGAGGCCAAGAAAUCGACCGCGGACAUCGACGUCAUCGAGGCGACCGAAUACUACAAGACCCCCCGCGGCCAGGCGCCGAAUGGCUGCACCAGCGGUCUUUAUUCUUUCAAUAGCGCCGCUCUCGCGUGGGAUGCCUUCAAUCAUGCGGAGGUACUGAUGACGAAGCCGCUCAUGGCUGUCGUCGGUGACAAACCCGGUGGUUUCGGCGCCUACCGUGAUGCCCAGGAGAUAUACGGGCGGGCUGGUUCCCAGGAGAAGCGCAUCGUCGUACUGCCGGGGAUCUCGCAUUACAUGCUUUAUGACAAGCCCGAAGCUGUCAAGCCCGCGCUAGACCAGGUCCUACCCUUCCUUAAAGAUCACCUUGGUAACGCUAGGUAGAUCGGAAUCUCCGCAGUCUAGGAUAUCAUGAAUAAACGAAUUGUUAUAAACUGGUCGAGGCGGAGCUUGUGCCCAUCCUAAAUCCAAACUCUUCUGUUGCAUGCGUGAGAAUUGGUCGCUGAAUCUUCAUCAUUCGAGUAGAGUCCUGUUAGUUGUUGUUUUGUGAUAGAACAGGGGACAAAAUGCUGUAAACUAUUCGCACUGCGUCAG